This is a messenger RNA of Kazachstania africana CBS 2517, 573 nucleotides long. RefSeq lists its product as uncharacterized. The transcript has a single exon. The coding region runs from base 1 to 573 and encodes 190 amino acids. Lineage: Eukaryota; Fungi; Ascomycota; Saccharomycetes; Saccharomycetales; Saccharomycetaceae. The record is from RefSeq and is a predicted model, not a curated record.
AUGUACGAUGGCACUAUCCUCCAUAAAGGAAGCACGCUAUGUACAAGAAACAAAAGGAGACUUAAAAGAACAUUUGUGGAAAGAUGCCAUCGUGUCUCCUUAAAGGGAAGAAACUACAUUUACCUGAAAAGGACACAUCCAAGGAAGGAAGAAAUGCCCGAAAUGAAUGAUGUGUUCGACAGCGUAGAACAGACAAGAGAUAAUAGAGUCAGCUCGACGAUUAUAGAUACCAGCUCCUUCAAUUUUACUGAAGAAGACUACGAUAUUAUUACGUCAUAUAAUGCAGAGGAAAUGAGAGCAUUUUACAGAAAGAUUUUAAAGGAAGCUUAUGCCAAUGCUAGAAGAAAUGGGAAGCUAUACUUUGGCAGGGACUUUCAUGUUGGUAGAAAUGCAUUCAUCAAGGAUUCAACUAAACGCUCUGUUGAAGAAUACGGAAGGCGGUUGGCGUACCCUCUUUAUUUUUCGAUUAAUGGGCACAGAUUAUCAUUUCUCAGAGACAAGGACUUUUUGCCACAACAUAGAAUAGAAGCUUUGAACAAUCUUGAAAAUGAAGGGCAAUGCGUCUCUAUUUAG